GGCUUGAGAGACUAAGGAGGUAGAAGUUCACUAAUAAGCUUAGAUCUAGUAGUCUUACCUGGAGCAGAAUAUGAAAAAUAAGCGGAAUUCACGUGGAGUUGAUCCACGCCCACCUUCCUCACCCACAUGGAGUAGAAAUGGAAGAGUCUGCUGGAGUUUCUGAUACAGGAGAAGGGCUAUGCUACAAGCAGAGGCUAGAGAAGUUUACUGGAGGGGAGGUGGUGCUCAUGCAAUGGUGUCCCACUAUGGAUCUACUUGCAAUAGCCAUGGCUGAUCAUUCCGUGAUAUUGCAUAGACUGUCGUGGACGCGUGUGUGGAGUGUACCUCCAUCAGAAGCAGACGUGAGGGCUCUAGCGUGGAGGCCUGAUGGUAGAGUGCUUGCAGUGGGCGGUAGUGAUGGCUCAGUGUGUGUGUACAGUGUGGAGGAUGGGAACGCUCUGCACAGGUUCUCUGCAGGUGCACCAGUCACACAUCUCUCGUGGAGACAGCUGGAUGAUAUUGAUUGUGGGGACACUAAAUACGAGCAAAACUGGACCAAAAUAAUACCUCCAUUGCCAGCACUGGAUGCAAGCUCAGGAAGUUUCGAGAGCAGUCUCAAGGAAGAGAGAGAUAAGCAUCCAUCAGACCCUAAACAGUUGAAGACUCGAUCUAAUAAACUCAACCUAUUGCUGAUUGGUGAUGAGGCUGGAAGAGUCACUCUGAGUGUGUCUGGGAUAUUCCUAUCAGCAUGCAUUGAACUAGGAAACACAUCAAAGUCCCUCAGUCAUGUGAUGAGCACAUGGUUGUCCCAAGACUUCAAGGAUCUGUGCUGUACUGCACUGUGUUCCCUUCCACCCAAUAGGACAGAGCUGGACCUCUGUGUGCAAAUGACUAGCACGCCACUGUUCUCAACCAAUCAGUGUGAGUUGCGACACACUGCUCUCAUGUUUGGUCAGAUCACCGCUCUCCUCGACUAUAUCAACUCUGCCCUCAAGUCAAUGUAUGAAGCGUGGGAGGAUCUACUCAUCACCAUGGACACCAAACUAGCUGCCUAUGCCACUACAUUGCCUGAGGGUCAGACGGUGGGGGAUGAGCUUCUGGUAUUGCUGGCAUGUGGGAGAGCACGGAACGAGUUACAGACAUUUCUAAUUGACGAACUCAGUGCAGUUGGUGUGAAGAAGCUGGGGUUGUCUUUAGAGCUCUCGUACACAAACAUCCGCAAGUAUCUUCUCUGCUACCUAAACUGCAGUAUACAGAGCUUACUCCUCCACUUGACUGAUGUACUGGGCAUGUCGCGAUGGACUGACAAGUUUGGAGCACUCGGACUCUCCGAGGACGCUGUUCAAAAAUGUAUCAAUCAUUUGGGGACGUUUGCUCUCAAGGCACAAGAAUUUCUUUUUGCAAUCGAUCGAUCACUACAAAGUACUAAGACAUUCUUUGUCUGGCUCUACACAACUAUACUGAAGUUAUCUUGUGAACCUCUCCCCAAGGACUGCAAUGAGAGUUUGACACCGGAUGAGCUGAAGCUGAUGAUUGACUUCCUUGGGAAGCGACUCAGAAGGUCGGCCAGUGGGGAGGGAGACUCGCGGACCUUUAACCUUGAGGUCGUAGGUCAAUAUCUGGUGGAUGAAGAUCUUGUGUACGUAGAGGAGAGUCCACCAACACGAUGGGAUAAACUUGUAGAGGCAGCAGAUCUCGCUUCUGAGCCGUGGAUAUUUAAACCAAAUCCCAAGAAAUCACUCGUUCAGUUGUUUCAUACACUACACAAGAAUAUUGACGAAACAUUCGCACAACCAAUGGCACACAUGGAACAGUCCUUCACCUCUAAGCCCACAGUCAACCUCAACCAUUACCAGCUUCAAAAAGAUGUUGGAUCAUCAUCACUCAUCCCUCACCAACUAUUGGCCAACUUUGUCUAUGAGGACAGUGUGUUCGUGUUCUACCCCUCUCAACUGAGUGAGAGCAGCUGUGGACAGGGAACAUGUGAUCUCACCCUCCAGUCAUGUGAUGGCAGUCGUAAAGGAUGGUUCCAUAUUAGUGAAGUGCCCGCCUUGAGCAAAGAUCAGGACACUAAACAAAAAUGCUGUAUAAUGAGUCUGCUUCCGUACAAUGAAGACACUCUUUCGGUUCUCUUUUGCUACCUCCCUUGGGAGCAGCCACAGACCACACCCAGUCCAGAAAGCUCGCCUGUUCCCGAGGGAUCUGAUAUCAUCUACCAUCACGCUGUCGGACAGCUGGCCCUCGAGGCUCUCGUGAGCUGUGUGCUUUGUGAGGGUGUGGAGAGUAUGGAUGUGGGGGCGGUGUUGACGCAGGUGUGUGCCCUGGGGCCAUUCAAGGCAGGAAGCAUGGCCGUCAGUGGAGCAAGGAAAGUGGCUGCAGUGUUGACUGCAAAUGGAAGAAAGAUUCGUUUGUUUGAUGUGGAUGCAGAAGAAGAUGAUGAUGAUUGAUAAUGAACGGACAUACAUCAUACAAUCAUUAGCUAGAUAAUUAUUGCAUUUAUAAUAUUAUCAUGAUUUUGCUAAAAUGGAACAGUAAACAUUUCAUUAACGACGAUUUUUGCUUAUUAGAACAACAACCAUUAUACCAUGA
This is a messenger RNA of Halichondria panicea, 2568 nucleotides long. Its product is annotated as anaphase-promoting complex subunit 4-like. Gene Ontology annotation, molecular function: protein binding. The coding region runs from base 138 to 2426 and encodes 762 amino acids. Gene Ontology annotation, biological process: anaphase-promoting complex-dependent catabolic process; protein K11-linked ubiquitination. The transcript has 24 exons. Gene Ontology annotation, cellular component: nuclear periphery; anaphase-promoting complex. Lineage: Eukaryota; Metazoa; Porifera; Demospongiae; Suberitida; Halichondriidae. The record is from RefSeq and is a predicted model, not a curated record.